This is a messenger RNA of Neogale vison (American mink), 1846 nucleotides long. It is a transcript of the gene RUNDC3A, whose product is annotated as RUN domain containing 3A. NCBI's taxonomy places the organism in Eukaryota, Metazoa, Chordata, Mammalia, Carnivora, Mustelidae. Gene Ontology annotation, cellular component: cytosol. The record is from RefSeq and is a predicted model, not a curated record. The transcript is spliced from 11 exons. Bases 57 to 1397 code for a protein of 446 amino acids.
GCGCCAGGCGGGGUGGGGGGGGCAGCUGGUGGCGGCAGCAGUGGCCGCACAUCUGGAUGGAAGCGAGCUUUGUCCAGACCACCAUGGCUCUGGGGCUGUCCUCCAAGAAAGCGUCUUCCCGCAAUGUGGCCGUGGAACGUAGGAACCUGAUCACCGUGUGCAGGUUCUCUGUGAAAACGCUGCUGGAGAAAUACACAGCGGAGCCCAUCGAUGACUCAUCCGAGGAGUUUGUGAAUUUUGCAGCCAUCUUAGAGCAGAUCCUCAGCCACCGCUUCAAAGCCUGUGCCCCAGCAGGUCCGGUGAGCUGGUUCAGCUCAGACGGGCAACGGGGCUUCUGGGACUAUAUCCGGCUGGCCUGCAGCAAAGUGCCCAACAAUUGCGUAAGCAGCAUCGAGAACAUGGAGAACAUCAGCACAGCCCGAGCCAAGGGCCGGGCGUGGAUCCGGGUAGCACUGAUGGAGAAACGAAUGUCAGAAUAUAUCACCACAGCUCUGCGGGACACCCGGACCACCAGACGUUUCUAUGACUCUGGAGCCAUCAUGCUGCGGGAGGAAGCCACCGUCCUCACCGGGAUGCUGAUCGGACUGAGCGCCAUAGACUUCAGCUUCUGUCUCAAGGGCGAAGUGCUGGACGGGAAGACCCCCGUGGUGAUCGAUUACACACCCUACCUAAAGUUCACCCAGAGCUACGACUACCUGACGGACGAGGAGGAGCGGCACAGCGCCGAGAGCAGUACGAGCGAGGACAACUCGCCCGAGCACCCGUACCUGCCGCUCGUCACCGACGAGGACAGCUGGUACAGCAAAUGGCACAAGAUGGAACAGAAGUUCCGCAUCGUCUACGCGCAGAAGGGUUACCUGGAGGAGCUGGUGCGCCUGCGCGAGUCGCAACUGAAGGACCUGGAGGCGGAGAACCGGCGGCUGCAGCUGCAGCUGGAGGAGGCGGCGGCGCAGAACCAGCGCGAGAAGCGGGAGCUGGAAGGCGUGAUCCUGGAGCUGCAGGAGCAGCUGACAGGUCUGAUCCCCGGUGACCACGUUCCCCUGGCCCAGGGUUCCAAAGACCUCACCACGCCCCUGGUCAACCAAUGGCCAUCCCUGGGAACGCUCAGUGGGGCAGAGGGCAGCAACAACCCCAAGUUGUACCGGAGACACAGUUUCAUGAGCACGGAGCCACUGUCAGCUGAAGCCAGCCUGAGCUCGGACUCCCAGCGCCUGGGAGAGGGCAAACGGGACGAGGAGCCCUGGGGUCCCAUCGGGAAGGACCCCACGCCCUCCAUGCUGGGCCUCUGCGGCUCCCUGGCCUCCAUCCCCAGCUGCAAGUCCCUGGCGAGCUUCAAAUCCAACGAGUGCCUGGUGAGCGACAGUCCAGAGGGCAGCCCGGCACUGAGCCCCAGCUGAGGAGCGGCGUGGGCAGUGCUGGCCCCCCUGCCAGGGGUACAGGCACAGAGUCCCCCAAUCCAGGCCACUCUUCCAGAGAACUUUGGCCACCCAGCCAUGGGUCUCUUGCCAAAGGCACCCUUUGCUUCUUGCCUGUUUUAACUUUCUGCCUAAGGGAGCAGGAGCUGCAAAGGGAAGCUGCCUGGGCCGGGACGCAGGGGCACCACAGGCUACGGGGUGCACGGGGAAACCUUGUACCAUUCUUCUGGGGACCCUGGCACCUGACUGGCUUCCUACCGGACUCUUCUUCGCUCAUCCCCACCGCCCUCCUCAGGAGCUGAUGGCCCAGCCUCAGCACCCCACCCCCCUGCCUCUCCAGUCCGACCCUGUGUAUGCCCCAGAGUCACUCCAUCCUCGGCCCCAGGGCAGGGGCUCUGAGGGGAUCCGGCAAAUAAAAACCAGAAGACUGA